GUUAGAAACGUUUUUUCGCCCUACUACUAGAAUACAAUACAAUAGCUGCAGCGUGCAAGAACGAACGAUACAGGGUUCGUUCUCUCUUCCACGCCAUUUUCUCGAUCAUUUUCCUUCCUCUCGCUUCCGUUUUCAAUUCUUUCCAGAUCGUCACUGAAUCUCUCCUUCAUCCAACCGCUUUCUUCCUCUCUUGUACUUGAAUCCCGUAAAGUUUGUUGGUUAGCUUUGAGCUGAAUAGAUGCCAGUUGCGAAACUUACUGCUUCAGGUACUCCCAAUUUUAUGAAAACAGAAGACGGAAAUGAUUCUUUGGAUACAUUAAUCAGACAAGCAGUUGGAAAAGAACCUUUCCUUUCGUUUCCUAGGGCUGCUGACCGGCCGGCUCAGUGGAUUCAAUUAUUUCAUGCUUUAGAACAGCAACAAGAAAUUCCAGGGUGGCCUUUGUUCUCUCCUGCAAAGGUUCAGUUAUAUAAGUGCGACAAGUGUACCAGAGAGUUUUGCUCACCCAUUAAUUAUAGAAGACAUAAACGUGUAUACCAUCGGUUGAAAAAGCUUGAUAAGGACUCUAAGAAAAAUAGGGAUCUUUUAGGGGCAUAUUGGGAUAAGCUCUCUAUAGAAGAGGCAAAGGAAGCUGUGUCAUUUGAGAAUGUGACACUAGAGGAGGUUCCAGGGUCUUCAAUUUUACAAGCUCUCUCAACUCUUAGAACACAACAAGGAUUCUAUUCUCUUCCACAUAAUUAUCUCAGAGCUGGCUUUUCUCUUUUGGAUAUUGUUCAAUCCAGGUCGUCUAGUUUCCCCAUAUCUUCCCAGAAGUUGUUCGAUAUUCUUGAUGAUUCCAGUGAAAAAACAUUUUUAUGUGGAACAGCAGUGUCAAUGCAAAGACAUGUUUUUGAUGGAGAGGCUGGAAAGAUUGGUCUCGAACCAAAAAACCUAGUUGCUUGCACAAGUUUCUUGCUAGAGCAGAAAUUGGUGAAUGCGUGGCUCGCAGACAAAGAUGCCGAAGCAUUGAGAUGCCAGAAGCUGCUGAUGGAGGAGGAGGAAGCUGCUCAGAAAAGAAAAGCUGAAAUUUUGGAGAGAAAACGCCAGAAAAAGCUUAGGCAGAAGGCGAGGAGCCGACUUGAAAAUGACACAGAAAUUAAAGGGAGCAUCAGCAGCACAGGAGAGGAUGUAUCACCAGAGGAAGGAUCUUUGGCUGCAUGUGACUUUGAAGCACAUAGAGAAGAUGUAUUUGCAGAUCAUGCUUCUUCACCACAUGUAACUUAUCACUUUCUAGACACCAAUGAAUGUGUCGAUGGGGAUACACAGUCAGGAUACGACUGUGACACUGAUCAGAACAUGGAGCCACAAACAUCAGAAAGGGAUGCACAGUCAGGUUAUGAUUGUGACACUGAUCGGAAUUUAGAAAGACAGACAUCACACAGACAUAACCCUCGGCGCACAAUGGCUGCUAGACGGCAAGGGCUUCCUAAGUCACAACGAACUAUUGCCAAUGGUUUGUAUGCAAGCCAGAACUCUCAAAAGUCAAAGUUUGGAGUCAUUCCAAAAUAUGGAAAUGGAACAAAUCGUGAUCAAAGGGCAGCUCCUACAGUUAAUGGUGGUAAAGUUUGGAGCCGGAAGCCUAAACCAGAAACAGAUGCAGUGGUUUUAAAAACCAGACUGCACAAAGAACCAGCCAAAAUUAAGAAUAAUGAGGUUUUGAUAGGAUCUGUAUCAGUUACACUGGCCAAUUGCAGCCGAUCAGAGUGUCAUCUUGUCACAUCUCAAGAGGACAGUUUAGUAGAGAAUUUGGCCGACCAAAAUGUUGCUCAGGAGAAGCCAAUUAAAACUGACUCCUUUCACGGAGGCAACAAUCGGUCAAGAGUUAAGCUUUGGAGACCAGUUAGCCAGCACGGAACUAAAAAUCCAAUGCCACUUGAAAGUGUUGGGACAGAAGUUGAUGUAGUCUAUGGAAAAGAUGAUCAAAAUUUGUCAGUUCAAAGUAGUUUAAGGUUGUGUAAUAUAGAUGGAGGUGAUAUUGGUUCUGGGAAUAAAUCCCAUAUCCAUGCUGCAAAAGCCUUUCUUGCACAAAGAUGGAAGGAAGCAAUUUCAUCAAAUCAUGUGGAGUUGGUAAUUUCACCUGACCCUGAACCUCCCGGGUUCCAGCCAGUCCAGGAUUGCGAGAUAGCAUCACGUCGAUCUUCUAAUACGGAGAGAUAUAGCAUUCUUGCAAAUACAGAGAACUUGUUGCCUGCAACUACCGGAGUUGCUAAAUCCAAACCCAGAGUAAAGCCUGAUAAGGGAAUCAAGAUAAAGUACAUUCCAAAACUAAAAGCUGCAGCAUAAAUAGAAGAAACAAAGAAAUAGGGGAUUUUUUUUAAUUACGACAGAUAUGCUCAAUUUGACUUAUCGUCAAUUAAUUUAUUAGCAGAGGUUCCCGUUUUACCGAUGGUCUUCUGUCAGCAAAUUGAAGGUAGGUUUUGCCGGAAAGUUUUUUUUGUGAUCCGUCCUUUUCCUUCAAACAGGGAUUGUGCAUUAGGUUUAUUUUUUCUCAUGGCAUUUUUUACUAAAAUUUUGUGUAAUAAAUUUUUUCCUGUUAUUAUAAAAGAGCCUCAUUUUUUAUGGACAUAAAUGCUCUGUCUUCCUCUUCUUUUGGCAUAUAAUUGUCUAAAUUUCUCAGUAGUCUAUUCUUGAUAAUGUUGUGCCCUACUACUUUCUUCUCUACUAUGUCUAGCAUUUUAAGGUUUUUAGUUUAAUGUAUUUUAUAGUUGGUUAAUAAUUAGUAACUUGUGAGUGAAGAUACCAUAAAUAUUAAGUAUCAACAUACCAAAGCAAGCGUUAGUUUAAACCAGC
Trifolium pratense (red clover) is the source of this 2827-nucleotide messenger RNA. RefSeq lists its product as uncharacterized. Bases 239 to 2320 code for a protein of 693 amino acids. The transcript has 10 exons. NCBI's taxonomy places the organism in Eukaryota, Viridiplantae, Streptophyta, Magnoliopsida, Fabales, Fabaceae. The record is from RefSeq and is a predicted model, not a curated record.